This is a messenger RNA of Chara braunii, 1604 nucleotides long. NCBI's taxonomy places the organism in Eukaryota, Viridiplantae, Streptophyta, Charophyceae, Charales, Characeae. The record is from the annotation of a GenBank genome assembly.
CGGUAACGGACAACUGCGUAACAAUCGGCCUCAUGUAGAGUGCUCUGACAAGCAUACACUGUCACUAGAAUGGGCAGUGAUGGACUCGUACGGAAAGAUGGAAAGCCGACAAAUCCACCGUCGUCUGCGAACGAUCAAACGCCCACCACCCACGGUCAAGGGUCGUUAUUUCCAAAGCAGAAACAAGUGAUGAAGGGGGAUGAUGAUGAUGGGCCCCCACCGGCCACUGGGGUGGAUGGGAAUGGGGAUGUGGAUGACAAUGUGGAUGCGGAUGACAAACAUGUCGUUCGAAUUAACAACGCGCUUCAUGGACGCACAGCGGGUGGGGCUGGGGUGGAUGGGAAUUCAUCGUCGCCGUCCGGUGCGGAGAGUAAAAACACGUACGCGCCGAUGACGUUUUCUGGUCAGCCAUCGAGGCCGAAUAUGACAACAUCGUACGACAAUGCACUGUUCGAAGAGAACAAAAAGCAAGGGCCAGGAAAAGACGCCCGCUCGAAGCAGUCCCAGGAUGCAUCCAGGCCAACACUAGCUUUGCUGAACAAGCAGCCUCGUAGCAGUGAGCAAUUACUUGAAUUGAGUGGGGGAUUCUCUGGAAUGCCAGCUCAAGGGAACAUGCCAAUUGCUUCGAGAAGAACCUCGCAGACUUUCAAAGCGUACGCAAGGGAGAAUUUCCAAGACCAUAAGAAAGGUUUCCUGAGAAAGGAAAUCCCUAAGGAAGAGCUCAUGGCCUUCUCUAAGGUGCCGAUUAAGACCCCUCUUCUAAGGCAUCUUGAAGGGACUCGCUCGAAAGACAAUGCAGUGAAGGCAUAUCGCCAUUUGAUGUCAUUCAUGGGUGACUUGACCACAAACAAAAGUCCUAUCUUUCACAUACGGGAGAUUCUGAAGAUUGGGAUUGCAGAUGUGGAUGUCCGAGAUGAGAUCUUCUGUCAAAUAUGCAAGCAAACAACUGAUCAUCCUGACAGGUUAAAGGCGGCCACAGGGUGGCAGGCCAUGGCACUUUGUGCUGGCAUAUUUUCGCCCAGCAUCGGGUUCCAGCGUGUUUUGGAAGCCCAUCUUGAAAAGGCCACUGAAGAGCAUCCACAAUACCAGGACCAGACACAGGAUGAUUACAUACACAUCAUGUCCAUAGCUGCCUGUGCUCUGAGACGUCUGAAGAAAGUCAUCCAAUCUGGGACCCGAAAGGUUGCGCCUGACAAAGAAGAGAUUGAUGCUGUGGAGAGAAUGGAGAGUAUUCCGGUCGAAGUUUACCUGCCUGAUGAAAGUCUACAAGUAAGUAUGUAGUCGUUCUCUGCAUGCUUUCCUCAGUAUUUCAAAAAUCAGUUGCGCCCUCUCUCGUCUUGCACUCAGUAUUUCAGGAUCUUCUCCAAAUCUGAACUUUGACACACAUUGUUAGGAUUGCACCUCUGACGAUCCAUGAAUCAAGGUGCAAGAGACAGGAGGGAAGGAGAGGUAUUAGGACCUGGCAAUUCUCUCUUUUGGGUGAGGUCCUGGGUUCUUUUUCGGCCCUCCCUGGUCUUAUGCUGCUCUUUGAGGGGAUUCAGACAGGUUUGAAACAAAGUUGGCGAUAAACAAGGGUACACGGAAAACAAAAGCAUAAAGCGAAA